Molecule: messenger RNA, 379 nt
Organism: Sphenostylis stenocarpa
Lineage: Eukaryota; Viridiplantae; Streptophyta; Magnoliopsida; Fabales; Fabaceae
Source: the annotation of a GenBank genome assembly
GUAUUUUCCUGAUGGAAUUGACAUGUAUUUUGAUAAUGUUGGGGGUGAGAUGCUGGAGGCAGCAGUUGAUAAUAUGAAAGCAUGUGGAAGAGUGGCUGUUUGUGGAGUAAUCUCUGAGUAUACUGAUGCUGGAAAGAGAGCUUCUCCAAACAUGCUGAAUAUUAUAUACAACAGAAUCACCAUCAAAGGGUUUUUAAGUGCUGAUUUUAUUAAUGUCUUCCCAGAGUUUUUGGCAAACACACAAGAUUACCUUCGUGAAGGGACGCUGCAGGUUAUUGAAGACAUAUCAUUGGGCGUGGAGAGUGUCCCUUCUGCUUUCCUUCAACUUUUCAAUGGAACUAACAUUGGAAAGAAAAUGGUCAAGUUAGAAGAAGAGUAA